Molecule: messenger RNA, 249 nt
Organism: Brenthis ino (lesser marbled fritillary)
Lineage: Eukaryota; Metazoa; Arthropoda; Insecta; Lepidoptera; Nymphalidae
Source: the annotation of a GenBank genome assembly
AUGUGUAUAGCGGGCGUGCGCGGCGACCGCCCCCGGCCGCGCCACGGGCCACAGGCCACGCGCCACGGGCCAUGCGCCACGCGCCACAGGCCACAGGCCACGGCCACGAGGCCCCCUCACGCCCACCCCCCUAAGCGCGGCGGGCGGCGCGAGGGCGGGCGGCCCGCCCGCCCCCGCGCCGCCCAGCCGCUUUAUAUAAAAAGGAAAAUUAUGAUAGACUUACACGUGCGUCCUUGUUGUUUCUUUUUU